Acanthoscelides obtectus is the source of this 6322-nucleotide messenger RNA. NCBI's taxonomy places the organism in Eukaryota, Metazoa, Arthropoda, Insecta, Coleoptera, Chrysomelidae. The record is from the annotation of a GenBank genome assembly.
AUGGAACAGAGAAAUGCUACAGAAGUAGGAACUUUAAGACAAUACAGAGAAGUUAUCAAUGCCGAGUUCAAUUUAGCAUUCCAUAAACCAAAGAAGGACCAAUGCAGUCUCUGUGUAGCCUAUCAACUAGCAACUUCGCCAGAUAAUCAGAAAAUACAAGAGAAGUAUGAAAAACACGUUUCUAAUAAGAAAGCUGCUAGAGCUUUAAAAGAUGAAGAUAAAGAAACUGCAAUCAAUGACAAGACAAUUAGCGCAGCGUGCUUCGACUUACAAAAAGUUCUGGUGACACCCCAAUCUGCUGUAAGUGACUUCUAUUACAAAAGUAAACUCGCCACAUACAACUUUACCAUUUACGACAUGGGAAAUCAUGAAGGCUAUUGUUACGUUUGGCAUGAAGUCCUCAUGACGGUGGCAAUUCAUAGAAGGUCCGGAUAUCGCAGCAGGCAUAGCUUCAAUAUACAUCAGCUACUCAACACAGGUUGUGGAGAGGGAUACCAGACUGGAGCUCAUAGAAAAAUGGAAGUUCCCACCAAACUGCAAGGCUCUGCGGGGCAGCAAGAGGAGCCAACCAUAUCGAAAGUCACCGCACAAGAAGGCGAAGGGAUCCUACCAGCGUUACGAGAGAAGAAACCAAGGAAUUAGUGGUAAAACAUGCAGCCAGAUUUAGGUUUUUUUUUACAAAUUGGAUGACUGUCGCAACUGACAAAAACGUAUAAUACUUAGUUGAGCUCAGGGCUACAAAAUCCUAUUUGAACAAAGUCCCCAGAAAAGGAAAAAUAUGUUAGUGAGUUCCCCUCAGUACAUUCUACUAAUGCCUUAGACUGUCUGUUGGAAAUAGGAGCUGUGGUGAGAUCUCUAUCGUGCUGAGGAGUUUUUCUCACCAUACUUUCUACACCAAAGCCAAAUGGUGAACAUGGAUUUAUUUUAAACUGAAGCAGUUGUACAAAUUCGUUUCUGUUCCUCACUUUAAAAUGGAGGACCAUAGAACAAUCAAAAACCUAGUCAAAGAAGUAUGGUUAAUUUUUAUUACCUACCCAUGUAUCUAGCAGAAAAUAUUUGAAAUUCAAAUACCAUGGAAAAUCAUAUCGUUUCACCUGUGUACCAUUUGUCUUGGCAACUUUUUUUGUAUUUAAAAAAAUAUAUCUGGACGAAGGAAUGCCAAGAAAAUGUUCUUCUAGCUAGACAGACUCUUAUCACUCGAUUUCAGCAUUAUUGAACAAAAAAACGUAUACGUAUACACCUAGUCAGUAAGGUUUUUUCGAUUUGUUUUUAACAGCGUAUGCGUGAGAAUGUGACGACUCAAUGAUAAAAAAUACAAAUGUACGAGUAUAUGAUUCUUUUGCUUUAGUUACAUGCCAGUAACUCUAUCUGCUGCUAAAACAACGUAAUUCCAUAACAGCUUUUCUGGUUUUCACCAUUAUUAUCAAUAAAAUGUUUUAGCAUGCACUACUCGACGGCCGCUACUUGAAUGGGUCAUUUCAAAGACAGCAUCAGUAUCCCUGUAUUGUCUUAUUUUCAUAUUUAUGUGCUAUAUUAACCAAAAAUCAAUUUUAACAUUCACUAAUUACAAAAAUAAGGUUACGGGUUUCGUCCGCUCUGCCCGAAAUCAUUUGUUUAAAACUUUCCUUGUUUCUUACCAAAACAACUGACUCAAUUCUCCUCAGUUGAAUUACUGAAAAGGUGCCUUAGAGAUACGCUAAAUAUUUUAAAUCCCUGCUCAUACAGACUUUAUAAAGAUGGGUUUACAAGCACAACACCUAUCUUGGAAGAUCAAUUUUCUCGUUAAAAAAAGCAAAAAGUACUUAAUGUGCUGUAAGGCAAAAAAAUUAAUAUAAUAUCAUAACUCAAUAAAUAAAGAAAGAUUAAUUAACAAAUACAUGAUCCGAUGGUGAUUGAAAUAAUACAUUUUGAUGCCUGAUAGUCACAUAAGCAUUAGGGUUCAUCUACACCGAUUGCGGAUGAUUAUUGAAGCUUAUGAAUUUUGACUUUUCCAUGUGUUUGCUUUGCCCGGGUUUUCCCUAUAUACGUCAAAAAUAUUAAAACAUUCAAAAACAUGUGGCAUCGUAAUAACUCAAUAGUCAAGUGUAAUUUUCAACAAUAAGUAAUGAACAAUAUGUUCAUGUUUAUGUGCUAUUGCAUCAAAAUAUCAAUUUUCCAUUAUUCACUUAUUACAAAAAUAAGAUUAUAAGCUUUAUCCGCUUUGCCCAAAAUCACUUGUAAGAGAGAUUUUUUGUUUCCUAAGAAAACCAUUGACUCAAUCCUCUGUCUGAAGAGGCCAUUUAAAUACAAGCUAAAUAUUUUAUAGCUGUUCUCAAAGAUAAUAUAAAGAAAGAAUUACUCACAAUACGUAUACACAAUGUUAAUAUUGUCUUGUACAACCGAUUGCCGAUUAUUGAAGAAAGUCGAUCUAAUAAGUCUAUGUGUUAUUUCACGAUGGUCGAUUGAUGGUUUAGAAUUAGAUGUAAAACGACUAAUUCGAUUUUCCCAAAUGUUCGCUUUGACCGGGUUUCUUCUAUUUACCUUAAAAAAAAUAAGCAAUAAGCAACGAAAAAUAUUAUAUAUUUGAAACCUUGCUAUAUUUCGCUAACUCUAUUUCCUGUUAAAACAACGUAAGUCCAUAACAGGUUUUCGAGAUUUUUUCAUUAUUAAUAUUAAUAAUAAAUUGUGAAGGUUAUUCAAAAUUUCAAUCUUUUGGAACCUAAAUACUAUAUUAUGCCCAAAAAAGCAUAGUGUGUGAGUUUUUAUUCUCCUGAAAAAUUUAAAUUUUGGGACUUACAAGGUUUUUGCACUGGUUGAUUCAAAUGCUCGCAAGGCUUUUGGGUAACAUAGUAUCUAUCUGCGCAGCAGUGAAAUAAGGGUGGAGACAUAGAAGGAAUCAUGCAUGAGUGUCCGGUUCUUGUCCUUAGAUAACAAAAGACGUAUGGAAUGGUGUGAGAUCGAGACAAUGAUUGUUUACCUUUAAAGAAGAUAGAUGUACUAGCUGACAAGGAAUCUAGAUUAAGAAACAUAGAAAUGGAAUAUACAGGGUGUUGGAUAACCUUUAACCUCCAGUUAGAGGACAUCAUAACGAUUCAAAAAAUUGAAAAUUGUGUCUGGUAAAAGUUGCACGGUUUUUUGACGUUUUUCAAACUUGGAGGAAAUUAGUUCCUUCACUCACCUGUUUAAGUCCCGUGAUAACACAUGAAGGUUUUACCUCAGUCUUUUUUCGACAUAAGUAUUCUUGGAUACAUGUGUCAUUAAAUGUAAAUUGCCGUUUCCGUGCUACAGGUUUAACUGCUUUCUUAAAAAAUCAUUAAAACUCAGAAAAAAAUUGAUUUUUUUCUCUCAAGUUUGGACACGUGUGGUGUCACUAAUAUCGUGGUAAUCCAGUGAAACAAAACGUGAAUAAUUUGCCUAAUUCAAUGAGAUUGCAAAAUGAUACAAUACACCGUAUUUUCUGCUGUCAAUUCAAAGGAUACUCCUAUUGGAAUAGCUGAGACGCCUACUUUUCCAAAGAAAAGUCUAACUCAAGUUGCUGAUUUAGCACAAUAUUGAGGCAUAACAAAAGAGCGUAUCAAAAUUAGAAAAAUCAUCACAAAAUAUUCAGAUUUAUUACAACGUUUACAAAACGUAUUAGUAAUGUUGCAGUUUAAAUCUACCAGAUGGAUAAGAAUUUAACGCGAGAUACUAGCUUUAUGGUGUAAGAACUCGCUAGAUAUAAACAUAUUAUUAGAAGUUACACUGAGUGCUCAAAAUGACCACCACGAGCUCUGAUACAGGCGCUGCAUCUUUUUAUAAAUGCCUGAUUUUGCGUGUGUAUCCGGCUUCGUUGAUUUCUCUCACAGCUGUUUGUAUCCACGCACCUAGCUCUUCCACUGAAUUAAAGGGCUUCUUGUAGACCUUCUCCUUAAGAUACACUAAGUAAAAAAAGUUGAGAGUCUUGAGGUCUGGUGACCUUGGUGGCCACAAAAUUGCUCCCAAGCGCCCGAUGCAACGGGGAUACAUUUCGUUGAGAUACUCUGGCACAUUUUGAGUAUCAUGAGUAGGGCACAUUCUCAUUAUUUGCUCUAGUGGAACAUUUUCAAGUAAAGUCGGUAGAUAAUCACCUAAAAAGACUGAAGUAGCUCUCUGUAGCCAAGUCGCUGGUAAUUCAAAUGGCUCUAUAAUUUGUCCAUUUAAAAUACCAGUUCAAUGAUUUAUUUUAAAUUGAUAUUCUGACUUACCUUCUCUUACUAAAUGGGGAUUGAUGAGCUGCCAAGUUAUGCAAUUUUACAUAUCCAAUUUUUGUACAAGUUGCCUCGUCACUCCACAAGAUGUGGUCGAAAAAAUCAGGAUUGGCUCUUAUUCUGCAGCUUGAUUGGCAUUACCUCCACACUCACCAUAAAUAAGAUAUAUUUGAGCAUACUCCCUCGGACUGUAUUGAGACAUUUCCGUUCACAAGAUUGGGCUAUCCACCAUAUGGCAGAUCUAAAUCACUAUACAAAACCGCUGCGUACGGUAAGGCUAUUAAGGAAUCUUGACACUUGAUCUGUCACUAUGAGAUCAAACAAAAACAACCAAGUCACUAGGCAAAUGUGAUUUUUCACAUUUAUUAUUCAAGUAGAAAUUGUAUUUGAAGAAAUAGGAGUCUUAGCUAACCUUAAUAGGAGCAUCCUUUGAAUUAGCAGUAGGAAUUACCGUGUAUUGUAUCAUUUUGCAAUAUUGUAAAGCUUCCGUUCCGCAAAGAGUCCAGUAAAGAUGGAAUGCAAUGAAGAUUCCAACUUUUCUGCACAAUCACAGAAAGGGGGUUACAAUUAGCUUCCGGUAGCUCAGUCGGUGGCAUGAAGACAUCUACAGGCAUGUAGCUGUGUGUCGACCAUGGCAUGGCUAGAGGAUAGAAGAACAAACAGAACACAAAAAUUUAACAGAUUUUAUUAAACUAGAAAAGCAUUUUCAUUACAUUUGAAAUUGAAAUUUUAAAGAACAAGAUGAAAGAUUUAAAUCUUUAGCGCUGUUACAAAAUCAUCCACUCAUCUUUCGCUAAGCUGGUCCAUUUUGACAGGACUGAAGGGAGGAUGGCCAGGUGCUUCAAGUGGAGGUCCCAGAUCCCCCCCUCAUAUUUAGUGGUUUCAAAACUAAAUGUAGGCAAGGGAUGCAGUGAAGUUGAACUUAAACGUGAUCUUCAUCAAGGAUGAAGCUUUAAGUGAUGGCGCAGCCAAGGCACAUGCAUGGGUGAAGGCAGGGCAAUGCAAAGUCAAAGACAAAGGAAGGCAAAGUCAAAGACAAAGGGAAAGUCAAAGACAAAGGGAAAGAGGGUGGCCCCAAUCAUUUUAUCCUAUUUGGACACACAUUUUACAAAAUGCUAGCACAUGCUGCUAUAUGACCUCAUGCUACAGAGAACAAAAUUCUCAGCUCUUGUUAGAUCGGCGGCUCAAGUGAAAAGGAAGCGCGAGGAAGAUCACAGAUCAGGAACUCCGCAUCAAGCGCGCUUCAACCGGAAAUAUUUCCAAGUAAAAAAGCUAGAGAUGGGAUAAGCUAGAGAUGGGAUUAAUGAGUUGCGAUUCUGAAAUGAAAAUCGAGAAGUGAUUUAAUAAAUACAAUCGGACGGUGAAACCGUUACACUCGCCCCUACUUAACAAAAAAAAAAUCGAAGAAGCAUUCAAGCAUUUUUUUUAUUUAACAAGGAAAUUGAAAGUUAUCACGGAAGGACAAAUGUACAACCAUUCGACCAGAUAACAAGUAGCAAAAGUAAGGUAGAAACAAAAAUGUUAGAAGAGAAUUGGAAGAAAAAGGGAUAGCCUCAAGUCUACCAAACAAGAGGGAUGGUUAUAGCACCAACUCGCUGAAAAGUACAGUGGUUGCACUUAAAAAAACUAUCAUCAUAUGAUGAACAACCCAAAACAUAAAACAUCGUCACACCUAGGACGAGAAAAAUAAUAUACCAAAAGCUUCAGCAGUAGUCCAAGCACGAAGUGAGGAAUCACAAUGACAUCCAAAAUGCACGACUGACCACUAAAAACUUCAAAACUAAGUAAGUACCUAAACCAUAAGAGGUAAAAAAAACAGAAUAAUAAACUUUCUCAAAACAAUUGCCGGAUUAUCUCGCAAUGCUCCAAACCCAAAAAGAAUAUCAUCUACAGUGAUAUUUUAAACCAAUAUCCAAUGUAAAAAAACUGCGCAUUACUAUUUUCAAAAUAUGAAAAUCAAAAGAAAUUAACAAAUUCUAUUAGGAAACCAAGUCAUAUAACAAAACAAUUUACAAGUACUAAACCAAUGAAAACUUGAUCAAGAAGGUAUUUUAAUCAAAAAAGAUGUUAACUAAGUGCAGUUCUGAUUCCACAAAAAAAUUAUCGGGCGCCAGCAG